Messenger RNA from Aureococcus anophagefferens, 1191 nucleotides. RefSeq lists its product as hypothetical. The record is from RefSeq and is a predicted model, not a curated record. NCBI's taxonomy places the organism in Eukaryota, Pelagophyceae, Pelagomonadales, Pelagomonadaceae. The transcript is spliced from 6 exons. Bases 1 to 1191 code for a protein of 396 amino acids.
AUGGUUUCUCCUAACAUCCAAGGGUUGGGUUUGAAUGAUGAGUUGCUGGAGCAUUAUAGGAAGGAGGUGGGUGAGAUGGCCUUGGGUAUUUUGGAUGGCAAGCCUUUCAACUCGCCCGUCCAUGAGGGCAUACUCCUGACUUGUCUGAAGACCAUGGGUGAGGGUGAGGGGUCGCAUCGCCGCGAUCGUCGCGCGCGAGCCCCAAACUUGGUAGACUCGACCUAUGAAUGGACAUGGGGUCUACCGCCUCAGAACUUUAAAGAGCCAGAUGGUCGGAAAACCCCAGGCGUCGGCGGGGCAGAUCACGUCCCCCCUGCAGGUCCGCCCGCUCCGCGUGGACAGCAGGCCAACUCUGUUAGACUGGUUCAGUCCUUGGAAAGGCUAGGGGACGCCUCAGCCGAAAUAACAGCUGCAGCGAACAGUCAAGUGGAGAAGCUUAUGGGCGGAAUUACGAAGCGGAGCGGUAGCAAGUCUCUGUUUGAGGAGCUGAGAGUUUGCAUGCUGACCUGUUGCGGUAACAAUAGUCGCAUUUCCAUAGCUGCGAACGCCGGUGCGAACCGUUUUAGUGUCAUCCGCAACUUGUGGGAUGACGUCACAAGUCUGGACCUUACGGUCAAGCCAAAGCUGACACAGAGGCUGUUGUUUGCAGCAGCCACAGGUAAUUUUGAUUUAUGUAACGAAGGUAAAGAGUCUUGGGUCAGGAUUAACGCUUGUUUCCAUCAUGCGCAUGGCUUCGUAUUGCUUCCAUCAUAUCGGGGGACUGAGCAGGGUCAUCUCCAUAGUGUGGGUCCUACUAUUCUCCAGCCAGAGGACCGAAACGCCCACGGGUGGGCGAGUCAAACCCGACGGGUGAAGCGAGGGCGGGCCGCUGGCAGAGAAAAAGAAUGUCGGCGUUUGUGUGGCAGCUUAAAUUUCAAAUUCAAAGAAAAUGUGAGCACCAGCCUUCGAAGGACACUAUAUUGGGAAGGCACCGCGUUCUUUGGUCGAUUCAUCCACCGCAUAGGCCUUUCUUCAAUUCCGAGCCUUAUGGGUACAUUUUGGUUGAAUAAAGAUCAAGAUCGUAGGAAUAAUAUCGAGCAACCACCUGAAAAAGCUGUUCCAACGAGAAAAAGGGUUCUAGAGUAUAUACAUACAUCCAUGCGGUCCAGACUGACUGGAUCCCUCGACCACGAGUCGCGGAAACGGAAAUAA